CUUCAGCAAGGGGCUGUGCCGUCAGCAUGAAGCUACUGAUUUUGGUGUGUGCGAGCUUGGUGGGUGGAACACCAGUGCUCCAGAAACGUUCGAUGCCAGCAUCAGUUUACGACUACUAUGAUUUUGUGGAAAUCCCCCGAAGUCAGACAGAAGCCUCGGAAAGAUCUGAUGGACCAGUUACAGGGCCUGUGGCUAGAAGCAGUGGUUCAUUCCCUCGUAGAAUAGCCAUGCCCCUACCACCCAGGCAUCCUCCUCCUCCCCCUCCAAGGUCAAGAAACCCAUUCCCAGGCCCAGGGGCCCGUCCGCAAAAAUUCAGGCCUGCGAGGGAGCCAGACUACAAGCUUUCAGAGCCUGACGUUUCGGCGCCCCAGUAUCGCCAGAGGCCAGCACCCCAGCAGCCUCAAAAGAGACCACCCCAGUACCCACCACGACCCCCGAAACAGGCAGUUCGCCAACCUCAGCCACAGUAUGUUGACUACGAUGAGUUUCCCACCGUCUUCGAAGACGACUCCUUCUAUCCACAAGACGCGUCCGUCUUCGUGGAACAGCCUCAGUACCCAAGAAAAACCCCAGUUUAUGAGGAGGCACAACCGGCCAUCAGAGACCUCGAGCCUCAACUCUAUGCGGACGAAGUAGGUUCAGAUUACAGAGACCAGAGACAGCCAUCGCAUCAAGAGGAACGUCGUCCACAAUACCAAGAAGAAAGAAGACCUGAAUACAAGGAAGAGAAAAGGCCACAGUAUCAGGAAGAAAGGCCACAGUACCAAGAGGAAAGACCUCCUCACCAAGUCAAAAAACCACAACUCCCAAAAGAAAACAAGCCACAUUACCAAGAAGAAUUUCUUCCAGAAUACCAAGACACACUAUCCCAGUAUGAAGGGGACCUACCGUCCUACUACGAGGAGGAAUUAGCAGGGCAGUAUAAGCAGCCCUCAGAGAAAGACCUGAAACGCCCACCUUUGAACAAUUACGCGACGACACAGGACAAGGCAGCAGAGCCUGUCAAAGAGAAGAGAGAUGUUCCUCACGGAGGUGGACACCUGGACGAGAAUGGUAUCAAGUUUGCAGCGGAUGCAGCUGCCGUUGAGAAUGCAAAAGGUGCAGGUCGACUGGCCUUCCAGAUUCACGGACAGCAAGGACCCCAUUCGUACCGCUUCGGCUACGACACAGGAAAAGGGCACAACCGGCAGUUCCGCUACGAGGAGAGAGACGGGAACGGCCUCGUGCACGGCCGCUACGGCUUCUACGACAAGGACGGUAAGUUGCAGGUCGUCAAUUACUCGGCUCAUCCCAAGCACGGCUUCUCCGCAGAUGUUCCUCACCCGUAGGGUCCGGGAGGAC
This is a messenger RNA of Macrobrachium nipponense, 1341 nucleotides long. RefSeq lists its product as uncharacterized. The record is from RefSeq and is a predicted model, not a curated record. The transcript is spliced from 4 exons. NCBI's taxonomy places the organism in Eukaryota, Metazoa, Arthropoda, Malacostraca, Decapoda, Palaemonidae. Bases 27 to 1328 code for a protein of 433 amino acids.